AUGGAUGACAGUCAACCUCUGCUGGGUGCUGCUGAGCAGACUGUUAGGAAGCGGAAUACAUCAGAAAAGAAAAAACACUGGACUGAAAAUAUCCCUGAAUAUGCCAGAGUUUACCUUGCACGUCGAAAGAAACCCGAUCCUGCUUACGUCAAAAUAAUCGAGGCUUUGGUUGUCAUUGGUACCAUCUUGUUUGCUAUAUACUGCUACUUAUAUUUUGAGAAUGUCCAUUUCCAUGCAAUCAAUGCCUAUGCCCAUCUUGGAUAUUCAGAAGCCCAACAUCAGGUCGGACAAAGAUAUCUACAUGGUAUUGGUGUCAGUGCCCAUCCCGAAAAGGCAAUGGAAUGGUUUAAGAAAGCCAGUGACCAGGGCCACCCCCACGCAAGCUUCAACUUGGCUGUUGGACAUUUGAAAGGCAUCAAGACGCCACUAAAAACUGGUGAAGCGCAUUCACUGAUUGCCGAAGCAGCGCAGAAAGGGAUGUCAGAGGCCCACGAAACACUACACCACAAUUUAUAUAUUAAUAUCUUUCUCAUUACAUUCGGAUAUCUAUCUAUCUAUCUAUCUAUCUAUCUAUCUAUCUAA
This is a messenger RNA of Acanthosepion pharaonis, 582 nucleotides long. NCBI's taxonomy places the organism in Eukaryota, Metazoa, Mollusca, Cephalopoda, Sepiida, Sepiidae. The record is from the annotation of a GenBank genome assembly.